Molecule: messenger RNA, 510 nt
Organism: Pediculus humanus corporis (human body louse)
Lineage: Eukaryota; Metazoa; Arthropoda; Insecta; Psocodea; Pediculidae
Exons: 5
Coding region: 1-510 (169 amino acids)
Biological process (GO): actin filament organization
Cellular component (GO): cytosol
Molecular function (GO): actin monomer binding
Source: RefSeq, a predicted model, not a curated record
AUGUCUGCCGCACCAGUGAGUCCAUCUUUAAAAGAUCUUCCAAAAGUAAACACCGAUCUUAAAUCACAAUUGGAAUGUUUCAAUCAAAGAAAUUUAAAAGAUGUCAACACAUUAGAAAAAAAUAUUUUGCCAUCUGCUCAAGAUGUGGCAGCAGAAAAGACUCAAAAAGCUCUUCUAGAGGGCGUCGAAGCUUUCGAUACGAGUAAACUUAAACACACGGAAACAAAUGAAAAAAAUCCACUUCCGGACAAAGAAGUCGUUUACCAAGAAAAAGUUCAUCAGAAACUUUUCGACGGAGUCGAACAUUUCGAUAAGAAAACAAUGAAACACGCGGAAACGCAAGAAAAAAAUCCUCUGCCGGAUCGCGAAGUCAUCGAAUUAGAAAAGGAUAAAAUGAAAUUCAUUAGCGGUAUCGAAAGUUUCGAUCCGACGAAAUUGAAACACACGGAAACAUUGGAAAAAAAUCCAUUGCCAACGAAAGAAGUUAUCGAUCAGGAAAAGAAGGCCUAA